UCCAGACCAAAGAGACGGCAUCACCUCUUCGCGCGUAAAAAUCGGACCUCACGGACACACACUCUGGAUGCUGGACAGAGAUAGGGCACAGGACUCAGGUAGGGGCAUGCAAAUGAAACUGGUAUAGUUAAAGGGCAAAAGCGAUGUGAGAAAUGCCGGCGGCGAAUUUGAACAGAGCCCGCCGCUGUGUUGAUCCUCUCCGUCAACAACAGUCCAGCUUCCAGUUCGUAUAAAGGCGCUGCUCUGAGGAACCACCGGGACUAUGUGAACACCAUGCUCGCGGUGAGAUGCCUGCUGCUUGCUGCAGUUUGUUCACCGACCUCUGUUACAGGUCUGAGAGAAUGGAUCAGUGCAGGGGACAGACUGGGCCCCUCAGAGGAGAUAGUCCAACCCAAACGGCUCCUACAGCAAAUCCACACAGAUGAAGAGCUACUCCACAGGAAAUUAGACACACGGGUCAAGAACCACACCUCCACUGAGCUGCCUGUCCAUCUGGCUCAAAGCAGCUUUCUCAUUGAGGCAUUUGGCACAUCGUUUAUCCUUGACCUGGACCUAAACCAUAACCUGCUUUCUACAGAAUAUGUGGAGCGUCACUUUGAUGAGCAUGGACAGCCCUCUGAAAACAUGGGAGGAGAGCACUGCUACUACCAUGGUCGAGUCCGAGGGGUCAAAGGGUCAUGGGCUGCUCUGUCCACCUGCCAUGGCCUACAGGGUAUGUUCUCCGAUGGGAACUUCUCAUAUGGGAUUGAACCUGUCAGCAGUGGAGAGGACCACAUUGUGUGUCGUCUUCCAGACAUCAACUUCUUCCCACCUCCUUGUCCUGGAUGCAUGGACAACACUACAAUGGCACCAGAGGGACACAUGGACUUCAGUGGAGACAUGAGAACUCAGGAGAAGGAGAAGCCAGCCCUAACAGACAGUCUGAGGAGGUUGAAAAGGCAGCUCAGUUCUUUGCCGGUGAGAAGAGGCCAGCGCACUGUGCAAACCGAAACCAAGUACAUAGAACUGAUGGUGGUCAACGAUCAUGAGCUGUUUGUGCAGUUGCGGCGGUCAACCACCCACACCAAGAACUUUGCCAAAGCAGUGGUGAACAUGGCGGAUGCGAUCUACAAGGAGCAGCUGAACACGCGCAUCGUCCUGGUAGCCAUGGAGACCUGGUCAUCUGAAAACAAGGUGGCAGUGGGUGACGAUCCUCUGCUCACGCUGAGGGACUUUAUGAAGUACAGGAGAGAGAGCAUCCGGGAGCGCUGCGACACUGUACAUCUCUUCUCUGGGAGGACAUUCAUGAGCAGCAGAAGUGAAGCAGCAUACAUUGGGGGGAUCUGCUCUCUGACCAGAGGAGGCGCAAUCAACGAGUAUGGCAGUGUGGGUCCCAUGGCCAUCACACUGUGUCAAAGUCUGGGACAGAACAUUGGGAUGUACAGGAACAAGGAACGGGCUGCUGCAAGUGACUGCAGGUGUCCAGACCCAUGGCUUGGCUGUAUCAUGGAGGAUACAGGUUACUAUUUGCCAAGGAAGUUUUCCCGCUGCAGUAUAGAUGAGUAUUUGCGCUUCCUUCAACUGGGAGGAGGCAGCUGCCUCUUCAACAAACCAACCAAGCUGUUGGAUCCCACUGAGUGUGGUAAUGGUUAUGUGGAGCCAGGUGAGGAGUGUGACUGCGGCUCAUUACUAGAAUGUGCUCGAAGUGGGGCCAACUGUUGUAAAAAGUGCACUCUUACCCAUAAUGCAAUGUGCAGCAAUGGGCUCUGCUGCAGAGACUGUAAGUAUGAGCUGCGAGGAGUGACAUGUCGAGAUGCCGUUAACGACUGUGACAUCCCCGAGACCUGCACCGGAGACUCCAGUCAGUGUCCUCAUAAUGUGCACAAAUUGGAUGGCUACAUGUGCGAUGCAGGACAGGGGCGCUGUUAUGGAGGUCGCUGUAAAACCAGGGAUGGACAAUGCCGAACUCUGUGGGGUUACAACUCUGCAGACCGAUUCUGUUAUGAAAAACUCAACUCUGAAGGAACAGAACAAGGGAACUGUGGCUAUGACUCCAGCGGACGAGGGUGGCUGCCUUGCAAUAAACCAGAUGUGUUGUGUGGUUUACUGCUGUGCACCAACAUGACAGUGAGGCCCAGGUUUGGGGAGCUACAAGGAAAGAUCACCAGUUUGACCAUCUACCACCAGAGCAGAUACCUCGACUGCAGGGGUGGUCAUGCAGUGCUGGAUGAUGGGUUAGACCUGGGUUACGUGGAGGAUGGGACGCCCUGUGGUCCAAAUAUGAUGUGUUUGGAUCGUCGCUGUCAUCCGGUGACUACCUUUAACCUCAGCACCUGCCCUGGCUCCUCGCCCUCCCGCAUCUGCUCACACCACGGGACUUGCAGUAAUGAGGUGAAGUGCAUUUGCGAUCCAGACUACACAGGAAAGGACUGCAGCGUCUUUGACCCUAUCCCCAUCCCCACACCGCCUGAGGGACCUGAGAAAUACAAAGGUCCCAGUGGUACUAAUAUCAUAAUUGGUUCGGUUGCUGGUGCAAUUCUGCUGGCAGCGAUAAUCCUGGGGGGCACUGGCUGGGGAUUUAAAAACAUCCGAAGGGGAAGAUCUUCUGGCGUUUGAGUGUCUGUCCUGUCUUCCCUGUGUCCAGUCUGAUCUGAGGAGACAAAGACGUCUUCCACUUGCUUUGCAAAUGGUGAAGAUCCCUCAGAACGUUUCUCAUUUUUCCUCAGUUUUUCCCUUUUCUUGUCAUCUCGACUGUUACUCUGCUUUACCCCUUUAACUGUAGAGGGAUGUUCAGAGACUUCCUGUUAAAUGCAGUAUUUUACUUGUGAAGGCUGUAGUAGUACUGUUCGCAUAGUGGAUAUUGACACAGCAUCUAGGUUAGUUUCUAUUGUUGGUCUUUAAACUAAUAGCCAUAGAUUGUAUUGCAGCUGCUUGGCUUCAUGACUUCAUAACUUCUACAUAAUAAUAUGCAUUAACAUGAAUGUACCGUUCAAACCGCUUUGAGGCAGUUGCCUGUUGUGUCUCUGAGCUGGUACAAAGUUGCACACCUGAUGUUGUAUCCAUUGUAUCAUAUGUAACUCACACAGUGCUGUGCAUAGAGCUAUGCUCAGCACAGUGCUGUUGUAAAUAGUGUAGCAUAACUCUGAGCCUCAUGAAGUGAGCCACACUAAAAGCACAACUUCAGCCCUUGACAGUAAAACGGUGGUGUUUUUAUUUUUACUCUAAACCUGCUGCAGAUGUAGGCUGUAAUAUGAACAGACAGUUAACAGACUAUGGCAAACUAAACUUCACUGUUAACAUUUGUUUUAAAGGGCUUUUUAAAAUCUAGAAAUAUCAGUCUUUUCUUUCUCUUAUUCUUGUGCCAACCUUCCCUAAUACUACAUUACAUUACAUCAUUAAGGCACAAUUUAACUUCAAAAUAUAUGCUUAACUUAAACUGCGACAUUAUAUAAUAUAGGCCCUUAUAUUUUUUUUUCUCUUUGGCCUAUGAUUUCAUUGCUCAGAUUUUAAGUUAUAUAGCUCACUGAAUAUAAUCAUUUUUAACCUAAUUGUAUGCAUACUAUAAGAGCUUUCUGGAACUAACCAGAU
Messenger RNA from Periophthalmus magnuspinnatus, 3567 nucleotides. It is a transcript of the gene adam11, whose product is annotated as ADAM metallopeptidase domain 11. Bases 274 to 2595 code for a protein of 773 amino acids. Gene Ontology annotation, biological process: proteolysis. Gene Ontology annotation, molecular function: metalloendopeptidase activity. The record is from RefSeq and is a predicted model, not a curated record. Lineage: Eukaryota; Metazoa; Chordata; Actinopteri; Gobiiformes; Gobiidae. The transcript has 27 exons.